Molecule: messenger RNA, 462 nt
Organism: Phragmites australis (common reed)
Lineage: Eukaryota; Viridiplantae; Streptophyta; Magnoliopsida; Poales; Poaceae
Product: zinc finger protein 2-like
Exons: 1
Coding region: 1-462 (153 amino acids)
Biological process (GO): negative regulation of abscisic acid-activated signaling pathway
Source: RefSeq, a predicted model, not a curated record
AUGGAGAUGAAGCCGUCCGACGACGACGUCAACCUCGACCUGCGCCUCAUCCACCCCGCCGCGGCCAGCGGCUCAGGCAGGCGCCACCACCUGCCGCCGGCCGUGGCCGACCCGGACCGCACCUUCUCGUGCACCUACUGCCGGCGCAAGUUCUACAGCUCGCAGGCGCUGGGCGGCCACCAGAACGCGCACAAGCUCGAGCGCAGCCUUGCCAAGCGCAGCCGCGAGCUCUCCGGCGCCGUCGCCGUCAUCUCCUCCGCCGCGGCGGCGCCCCGGGCGCCGGCCUCCGAGUUCGGCACCUGGUACCCGGCGGCACACGGGCGAGGCACCGGGGAUCAGGGCGCGGCGGCUGCCGUCGUGAGCUGGAUCGCCGACGGCGGAAGAAGGCACGCGUACCGCGUACACGCGGCGGCGUCCGCGGCCGGCGACUCCGACGACCUUGACCUGUCGCUCAAGCUGUAA